AUGGCGGCCCGACUCGCCCUCAUUCUUCAGCUGAUCGUCGGGGUUUCUUACAGUCACGCCGCCACCCUCGAGCGCCGCGGCGAGCACUUCCUCAAAUUACCUGUCAUCCAUUCAACAAAUAAAGAUGUAUUCCCGGACGCCUGGGACAAGCGGGCGAUAGUAACAGUCCCGCUGGCCAAUCGGUCCGACGUAGCCUAUUAUGCCCAGCUGGACAUCGGUACCCCGCCGCAACAGGUCUACGUCCAACUGGAUACCGGCUCGUUCGAGCUAUGGGUGAAUCCUGACUGCUCCAACCUCAAGGGCUCUGCGGACGUUAGGUUCUGCCGGGCCGUGGGCCAUUACAACCCGUCGUCGUCGUCUACCGCCAAGCAGGUUGCCGGCACCAAGACCUUGCGCUACGGCAUCGGCAGCGCUCUAAUACAGUAUGUCCAGGAUGAUAUAGCGCUCACUGGCACGGAUUCGCAACUGAAAGGGAUCCGAUUCGGGGUCGCCAUCGAUACGGUGGACGAGUUCUCUGGUAUUCUAGGCAUCGGUCACGGGAACAACGUGACUCUCACUUACAGGAACUUCAUCGACGAGCUCGAAGAGCAGGGCAUCACGAACACCAAGGCGUUCAGCCUCGCUCUCGGUGGCAAGGAUGAGCGCGAAGGCGUCGUCAUCUUCGGCGGCAUGGAUACCGGCAAGUUCACUGGUACUCUUCAGACACUGCCGAUCGUCCCGGCGGCGCAGUCGCCCGACGGCGUCCCGAGGUACUGGGUCAACAUGACCUCGCUCGCCCUGACCCCUCCGAACGGCGAGUCGAAGAGGUACAUAGACACCACGAUGGCCGUCUUCCUCGACAGCGGUGCCACCCUCACGCUGCUGCCCACGGACCUGGCCAAUGAGAUCGCGAUGGACUUCGGCGCUGAAGCUACGGAAGCCAACGGGUUCUACCAAGUUAGCUGCGCCCUGAACGACAUACCAGGGACCCUCGACUUCGCCUUCGAUGGCGUGACGAUACAUGUACCGUACAGAGAGCUAGUUCGAGAGUUCCAAACGAGUCUCGGUACGCAGUGCUUCUUGGGGAUCAGUCCUAGCGACGACUUCAUACUACUCGGCGACACUAUGCUGCGCUCCGCAUACGCCGUCUUCGACCAGACCAACGACGCCGUGCAUAUGGCACAGUACGUCAACUGCGGCACGAAUGAGGUCGAGAUCACCGAUACGACGGACUUCUCGACUAUCCGGGGUGACUGCGACCCCGAGUCCACCAAGAACUCGGCCUCUGCGGUAGGUGGCGUCGUGCCCACCAUCACCGCGCCGCCGAUCGGGUCCGGCGCGAGCGUGAGCUCAGCGUUGCCAUCGACGCGCGCAUCGACUAGCAUCUACGGGCCCGCGGGGUCGUGGGUGUGGCUGCUCGCGACCGCGCUCUGGGCGGUAUAUCUCGCGGCGUGA
Durotheca rogersii is the source of this 1434-nucleotide messenger RNA. RefSeq names its product acid protease. Gene Ontology annotation, molecular function: aspartic-type endopeptidase activity. The transcript has 4 exons. Gene Ontology annotation, biological process: proteolysis. Bases 1 to 1434 code for a protein of 477 amino acids. Lineage: Eukaryota; Fungi; Ascomycota; Sordariomycetes; Xylariales; Xylariaceae. The record is from RefSeq and is a predicted model, not a curated record.